Fragaria vesca subsp. vesca is the source of this 2284-nucleotide messenger RNA. RefSeq lists its product as uncharacterized. The coding region runs from base 1 to 2052 and encodes 683 amino acids. NCBI's taxonomy places the organism in Eukaryota, Viridiplantae, Streptophyta, Magnoliopsida, Rosales, Rosaceae. The transcript has 2 exons. Gene Ontology annotation, molecular function: zinc ion binding; nucleic acid binding. The record is from RefSeq and is a predicted model, not a curated record.
AUGGAUUACUCCUCCUCCUCCUCCUCCUAUACACAAACCCCUCAACCUGACCCUAACCAAUACCCCCACCCUUACCAAGCUCAACCUCCACCACCCUAUUCAGACCCUUCAUCAAUUCAACCCUAUGAUCCUCACUCUUACUAUUACCCCUCCUCCUAUGACCCAAACCACUCCUACCAAUAUUACCAAGAUUACCCCCACUUCUAUCAAGAACCCACUUCCAUUCACCCUCCCGGCGUCCCAAUUCCGGCGCCGGAUUCCGAGACGACCCAUUUGCAGAAUGCCUAUUAUGGACAUGGGGUUGUGGAGAAUCAGCAUCAGCCUAUUGAUUCGGGUUCUGGGUCGGUUCAGGCACCGGCGAAUGUGGCGGUGGCGCAGGUGGCAUCGCAACCGCAGAUUGGGCAAACUCCAUAUAGAGGUGGAGGAAGGAAGGGCAAUAGGCCCUUCCGAGGGGGUGGUCGGGGCCAUUUGGGUUACCAUGGUCAUGGACCAGAUGGCUCGGCACCACCCAUCCAUGGUAGGGGACGUGGCCAGGGUUGUGGUAGGCACUUUCAACUGUAUGGUGCUGCAUCGAGUAAUCCAAAUCCAGCAUCUGUACCAGCUGAAGGCGUAGCUGCUUUAAAGCAGCCGCCUUCAGCAUUGGUCCCUUUGCACGCACCAUUACCUGUAACAGCACAAGUGUCUUCUGCUUCAUCCUGGCGACUUCCUCGUAUGGCUUGGUGUGAACUUUGUAGGGUUGACUGCAACACUCUUGAAACCCUUGAGCAGCAUAAAAAUGGAAAGCGGCAUAAAAAAAUUCUGCAGGUUCAUGAGGAGUUGCAGAAACGCAACAAAGUCAACACUGAACAGAAGAAUGCACAAAUGCCCAACAUUGAUUUAAAACCAGAAGUUGGUCAGACUGAGAAAGUUGAGGGAUCUGAGGAAAAGCGGCCCUCAGAAGGAACAUUAACCUCUGAAGUAAUUACUGAUGAUAAUAGAAAUGAAACAGAUCGGCGAGGUAUGGUGGGAAACUCUGAAGCUUCUGAAGAACCUGAGAACAAGUCAAGGGAUCACUUUGCAGCUCGGGGCCGUGGAUUCAAACGUAGGAUGCGAGGGGGUCGAGGGGGUAAGUAUAUGAGGACAUAUGAAGGAUCAAGAAGACUAGUUGAGCCUCCUAAACCCAAAGUGAAUCCUCUCAUAUGUGAAUUGUGCAAUGUGAAGUGCGAGUCACAGGUGGUUUUUGAUAGUCAUUUGAGUGGUAAAAAGCACCUAGCAACCCUCAAGAGGUUUCAAGGCCACCGUGCUUUGUACGGAGAACAGGGACUUCAAGCCCUUUACCCACCUAACUUAACUGCUGCAUCAACUUCAGUCACCCCUCCUGUAGAUCAAGUCCUGCCUCCUGUAGAACAAGUCCCCCCUCCUCAUGUACAGCAAGUCACGCCUCUUCAUGUACAACAAGGUCCCCCUCAUGCACAGCAAGUCCCCCCUCCUCAUGUACAGCAAGUCGCGCCUCCUCAUGUACAACAAGGUCCCCCUCAUGUACAGCAAGUCCCCCCUCAGCAAGGUGUCAUUGAUCCUCAGGUCUUCUUGGCCCAAGUCCAGCAAGGUGGCAAUGAUCCUGAGGUCCUGUUGGGCAAACUUUUGAUGUCUUAUAUGCUCUCUAAAACCCAAGCACAAGGAGGGCCUACAUCUCCCGUGGCAACAGCUUCAGGAACAAACGUUGAAACUCAGAAUCAACUGCAAUCACAUAUCCAAGGAAUACUAGCGAUAUGUCAAAAUGGGAUCCAAACUGCAGUUACUCUAGGUGCCAAAAGUCGGCCACAAUCUGUCACCGGGAAUUCUGAAGCCCCAGCAGCCGGAAACACAGACACAAACACUGAGAAUCAAACGUUGCAGAUUCAUGCAAAGGAGGCAAGUGUUCCUAUAAAUGAUUCAGUUGUGGUGCCAGCAGAGAGCGCAGUCCCAAGCAAGCAAGUUUCUGAAGCAUCAGAUAAAGAAUGUGUAGUUGUUGCUUCCGCUCCAGUUUACCACGAACCUGAGAACCAAAUGCAAGAGCCUGAGUCCAAGAAGUAGCCAACUUAAUAGAUCCAGUGUUUCUUGGAGAAACCACUGAACUAGGGAGGUUCUAACCAAGGCCUUUCAGUGACCUGAGAUCCAAUUCUUUAGCCAUUGUACAGUUUAUAUUGGCCACUGAACUAAAUAAUUAGUUUUUUCUGUGAACUCGAAACAUUCUGCAUCUCUGUCUCCAAAUCAAAGAAAAGGCAUAUCCUGUCGAUCCAGAUACAUAUGUCAUGGUUUUUGAUGU